AUGGCCCCCACGGAAAUUAAGGGCUUUCAUGUCCUCAAAGUGAGGCUACCGGAGAGUAACGGUUCACAUUAUGUGUACUUUCGCAAGCACGAGGUCAAGCCGGGCCAAACUCCUGCUGCACUUAACUUGUCUGGCAGACUGAUGUUCUUAUUCAAUAUCCCCAUCGAAACAGACUUCGCCACUUUGAAAAAAUACUUCCAGCAAGUUGCUAUUGGUGCCACCAUGGAGGGUUAUAUUCCUAGUGCGCUCACAGACUCUGAGGAAGACGCCUAUGUGGACCUUACCAAGUUGACGUCUGACUUGGAGUAUCUGAGCGAUGCGAAUGUGAUGGAGGUGGCACUGAAGUUGCCCAAGUUGUGUGGCAUCGUCACUUUUGUUGACAAGGCUGCAUUGCAACUUGCAUUCAAUUCAUUGAAGAAGUUGUCAGGCGAUUCCAAGAGUACCAACUGGCCACUCCAGACUCUUGGAACUACGUUCUUGCGCAACAAAUACAGGGAACAGAUUUACGACACCAAGAAGUUUUCGGACUCAGUGGCUGCCGCCCUUGCAGAUUUUAACAGAGCGGAGCAGGAGUCCAAGGAAGAAUUACAGAAACUGACGCAAAUUGUCGAUGAGGAUGGUUUCACCUUGGUUGUUGGAUCUCAUAGAAAGACAAAGGCAGGUAUUUUAGGUAAACAGAAGUUUGCUGCAACUGUCGAAAGCGAGAAGGCUGCUAAGAAGAUGAAGAAGAAGGAGAAGGAGGAUUUCUACCGCUUCCAGUUGAGAGAAAAGAAGAAGGCCGAGAUGAACGACUUAUUACGCAAGUUCAAGCAUGACCAGGAGAGAGUGCGUAUCAUGAAGGAGAAGAAGAGAUUCAGACCUUACUAG
Sungouiella intermedia is the source of this 867-nucleotide messenger RNA. NCBI's taxonomy places the organism in Eukaryota, Fungi, Ascomycota, Pichiomycetes, Serinales, Metschnikowiaceae. The record is from the annotation of a GenBank genome assembly.